UUUUUUUUGGCUGAGUGUUUGAUCACAGCCAAUCCGAGCCCCACGUUCUGGUAACAUCCACAUGCAGAGUCUCUGAUCAGUCAGAAGUGAGACUGAACGGCGCUGGCUGCACAAGCAGCCCAUUCUGCAACUCCCUCCACCUCCACUCGAGUGUAUGGGACUCGGCCCUCCCAGACGACAAGGCAGCUCACUCCUGACAACCCUCACCGCAGAUCAACACCCCAGACGGUAGACAGCAACGCUGAGACGGGUCAGCACCUCUGCUUUGCAGGAUGUAUCAAAAACUUGCCAUCCUUCUAUUCUUGGUGGGGAUGUUAAUGGUAGCAGUGGAGAUGAAGAAAAAUCGUCCUCCAGGAGCCAUCCCGCCUCUUUACAAGGGAAACACCAACAGCUCGGAGAAGCGCACACAUCGGAGGCAGGAUGUGCUUGCCUCCAGUCAAGAGGCACUGGUGGUGACAGAAAGAAAGUACCUGAAGAGCGACUGGUGCAAAACCCAGCCCCUUAGGCAGACCAUCAACGAGGAUGGCUGUGUGAGCCGAACUGUCAUCAACAGAUUCUGCUAUGGACAAUGCAAUUCCUUCUAUAUCCCCAGGCAUGUUAAAAGGGAUCAAGAGUCCUUCCAGUCCUGUGCCUUCUGUAAACCGCAGAAAUUUACUACCCUGACUGUCAAACUGAACUGCCCUGACCUGCAGCCUCCCUUCAGACACAAGAAAAUCCAACGAGUCAAGCAGUGCAAAUGUAUAUCAGUAAACGUGAAUGACUGGAGCAAGCAGUGAGAUAAGAUAAACAAUCACAACCACCCCAGUCUGUAGGAAAUACACCCAACUCUCAAUGCUGCCAUCAGAUAAAUACCCAUAGAAAGCAAGCACUGUACAAAACCUGCCCUGAUGUGUGAGCAACUUUUAAGUUUGAGCACAGCCAACUUUUAGCAGGAAGCAUUGAAUUGGGUGCCCCUGGCACCCAAACAUUGGAUGUCCAUAACAAUUCUUUUUUUUUACAGAAAUGGGUGUAAAAUUCUUUUGAUAAAGUUUUGUUUUUAAACAAAAUCCAUUCUAAUAUUAAAAACCUCCCUGAACCCAGUCGCAGACUCCAAACAGUCGAAACACAGUCAUCCCUAUUCUAUCUUUAAAGAUUUGUUUUACAGUCUGGACAUUUUCACUUUCAUUUUACUCACUGCUGUCGCCUGCGAUAUGAUACGGACAUGGUGCCAAAACAGAUAGGAGACUUUUUGAUGGUUCACUGCAGAUAAGAGAAUUUGAGCUGCUUAGACUGUGGACAGACAUGCACUGUGCUCCUGGAAGCACAGAGAUAGAGCCUGGGAACUGAGCCAGCACUCUGCACCUCUGGACUGCUAGAAACCCAAAUUCUCAGCAAUGUUUUAUAUGGGAAUAUUCUGAUCAACCUGCAUUGAAGAUGAUAGUAUAUAUUUAAUUAUUCAAAACAUUGUUUAAUUAUUGCUUUCCUUCGUUUAUGCCUUUUAUAUUUCAGUACUCAUGACCAUAAUUUUGUACAUAUAAGUAUGAAUUAAUGGCACUUUUCAAACAUAAUCCCAUUGAAGCUGAACAUAGCAAAGGCACUAAAAGACAAUGGAUUAUAUGUCCUCAUUUUUUUAAACGAUUAUUGUUAAUAUAUGAUGAAAGUGUAAAUUAGUACAGUUAUUGAUGUAUAUUCUUUAUUUUAUCUUUUUUUUAAACUGCAUGUGGACAGUAUUUUGUUCUGAUGAUUCAGAAGUGCCAGUGACCCAUGUUCUGGCAGUCUCACUAAUUCUCCUCUGCAAUACAAUGCAGCUGAUCUGGUGUAUGCUUUUGCUGUGUUCAGUACCACAUGGAAAUGCCAGUGGAAACAGAACCAUCAGAAAGGACACGAUAUUGCUUAAGAGUAAAGUUUGUGCCAUGAAUAUUUUUGCUCAAUUAAGCCCUUCCAGUAAAGCAUAAAUAUACCAAGUAUUAGUGCAGAUUAAGUAAAACAAUGGGAAACAUGUAUUCAUAGCAUUGCUACUUUACAGAUGAAAUAAUUUGAAGCACUUGGCAUCCAAAUAUCAGACUCAAAAGACACAAGCAGCAAAACAUAGAGUCAUAACGCAAAAAGCUUUUAAUUGAACAGUUUGGUUGGUUGAUAACCAAAAGCAUUUUUGUUCUGUCCACUGCAUCAAUGGUUUUGCAGUGUGGCUGUAUCUCUUAGAAUUACACUUAGUUUAAUUCUGUUUAACAUUCAAAUGCUAAAGUGGACAUGUAACAUACAAAGCGAUGAAUCUGAGCUGACUUAUUGGCUGGGUUUAUGGGAUGGUACUGAUGAUCCCAUGGUGUCGACUGUGACAGGUUGGGUGUUAGAUUUAGGUCUUUUACAGUGCUGGUGACUCAUCACCAAACCCCAACCUAACUGUGACCUAAAAGUUCUCCAGUACACACGACAGCUUCUCAAUGUUUUAACUGUGGUCUGUGUAUCCAGACCUCUUGCCAGAUCUCUAUAAUCCUGCUUUUAAAAAAAUUGAACACAUCAUAGACAAUGCUCUUUCAUCCAACUGUAUACAUAGCUAUGACUUUAAUUUGGUUUUUUUUGCAAAUCCUCAUAAUCUGAUUUAUGGUGUUUUUAAAGCACUUUUUCGUGGCUGCCAGGUGUCUAUUUUCCUUCCUUAACCUGUCAGUACAGGACAAUAUAGUCCCUGGAGCCUGUCAUUCUUGUCAUGCACUCAAGUCAUCUUAUUUGUGCUUUCAUCAGCAUGGAGUCAAUCCUGGUUAUUCCUCUUCUAAGUGAGAUAUCCAUGUUGAGGAAGCUGGUCCUGCCAUUUGAAAACCGGCAUGGAUCUACUUCUUAGGGCAUUUCCUUUAGUUUCUUGAUGUGCAUACACCAGCCACCCGAUUUCAUAGCUAUGGGGUUAAGAUGUCAGCAUAACAGCAUUAGAGACCUCUAUUUUAAUGUGCAAAUCUGAUACUAUGCUAGUCCAGAAAUUUAUUAUUGUAUCAUUGCAUAAUGUGUCACUCAGAUACCUUACCCGUGUUACAGGAUGCAGUGUAGUAUUCACAAUGUUAAUGGAAGGUGGAGGUUUAACAUUCUGAGUCUCACACCAAUUCAUCACUUCCAUCGUGUAGUAUUCUAAACAAUUCUUUGCCAGCCAUGGAGAGAAUGGAAGUACCCAUAUAAUUCCCCCAGUCUGCUAUGUCUCUUUUCUGACUGUACAGAUUGACAAUACAUGUAUCCUGCAAACCUUACAGACAACCUAAUAUUCCAAUUGUAAGAAGUCUGACAAUUCCUAUCAUCACAGUUAAAUACAUGUUAACCACAUCUACUAUUUGAACCCAGGAAAUAAUGGGCAUACUGCUUCAAAGUGCUAUAUCUCUGAGGUUUGUCUAAACAAUGCAAUGUUUCUGUCGGGGGUCCUGAUGUGUAAAAGUGGUUGCCUUGUACUGGUUAGAAAAACUUACAAAGUUUUAUGGAUAUUGUCAAAAUGAAGAAAUGCUAUGAAACUGAGAAAUAUGAUUAUUUUAUAGGUAUUCUGUAAAUUAUAUAGAACAAAAUAAUAAAAAAAGUUCUUGAAUUAAAACAA
Carcharodon carcharias (great white shark) is the source of this 3544-nucleotide messenger RNA. RefSeq names its product gremlin 2, DAN family BMP antagonist b (gene grem2b). Lineage: Eukaryota; Metazoa; Chordata; Chondrichthyes; Lamniformes; Lamnidae. The coding region runs from base 273 to 776 and encodes 167 amino acids. The record is from RefSeq and is a predicted model, not a curated record. The transcript is spliced from 2 exons. Gene Ontology annotation, molecular function: receptor ligand activity; BMP binding. Gene Ontology annotation, biological process: animal organ morphogenesis.